AUGGAGCAAGAACUGCCGUCUCUUUUCGAACUUUGUCGCUGUUCCAUCGCUAUUCAACUUUUCAAGGUUUUUUUUUUCAAAAUUAAUCAAAUUUUAAAAUAACUUCCUGUUUGGUUCUUUUGGCGCUGUCGAAAACUCCUUAAUAUAUCUGAUUCACGGUUAGCUUGGGACGCUAAGGGGCGUAUUCUCUCUGCACUCUCCACGAUCCAGGCAUUAUCUCGUGCAUUAUCGUGUCAGGACCCUUUUUCCGAUGGCUCAAGCCAGCCGUGAAUCAGCUAUAAUAGAUUUAACUUUUUUUUUGGUCAGAUUAAUGUUCGCUGGAGACGUCUGACAGAUGUCGCCUUUUCUCUGCGCGAUAUUAUCGAGGAAAUGCGGCUGUCGUUGAAAAUAAGUUUGGUUGUCCGAGAAGCUCUGGCGCAAGCUCUCAAAGAGGUUAAGCGAUGGGGUAAGAAAACUAGGUUCGAUACAGCUGAUUCACGGGUGGCUCGAGCCAUCGAAAAAAGGGACCUCUUGUGAUAUUAGAAGAAACAGUACCUGGUUGAUGAAGAGUGCAGUCAAGCCACGCCCUUUUGUGCCCAAGCUAACUCUGAAUCAGCUGUUGAGGUAGUUGAUUCUCCAAUUUCAGAUGGCAAGCAUUCGGAAAUGUUUUUGAACGACGCCAAGAAAAGAGCUAUGAGCAAAAAUGAACACCUUCGUACUUUCUACGAACAUCUUGUGUGGAAAAGAUACAAGUAAGAGGGGAAAAAACUGAUAUUUGACGAUUCUUGAAGAAUCGAGAUUGAUGACGUAGCGACGGCACGAUAUCUGAUAAAAGUCGAGUGUCGCAACUGGCCACUGAUGCAGUUCCAGUUCGCAUGUCUGUAUGCAGAAGUAGAAAUGCUCAACGACGACUUCCGCUUCGACAAGUAUCGCCGAGCAACCUUCAAGUUUUCUAUUAACAUGAGAUAACUUUUGUUUUAAAAGUUAUAGAAAACAGUUGUCUGAUCACCCAGCUUAUGAUUUUUGGUUGACUCUCAUGGAAAGCCGUCACGAACUUUUCUUCGAAACAGGUUUUUUUUUUUCUGCUUUCGUUAGAAUUAAAUUUUGAAGAACGACGUUUGCCCAACCAAAAGCUCACUCAAUGUCUCAUAUUUGCCAUCCGCAACGGCUUCAUGCAGCUCAUGGAGUUCAUCUGGACACGAAUCGGAGACCGCCAUCGCGAGUCUGUCGGUGAGUCCGACCGAAAGAGACUACUCCGUCUGCAUCUGCAGGCCUUCUCGAGCUGCGCGCGAUGCUUUUCCGUGCAAGAGACGGACAAACGAUGCGAUUCUUGUGCGAGGAGCUUUGCAGGUUUUAUUUUCCUUUUUUCGCCUUUUCAUUGAUUAAUUGGAGCAACUUAUUUUGGCUUCAGGAUGAAUCCAGUUGGGGUUUCUCGUAUUGCCUGGACCGCAUUUUUCGAUACUUUCCAUCGUAUGCUCCACGUUUGGCUACUCUCUCGCUUUUUUUAAUCACAAUAUGUUUUCAGGAAGAGAAAAGUGAUGUGGUUGUACAAAAUCAGUUCAAGAACAAGUUUGAGUUUCUUCUCCGGAACAGCUGUCCAACGUUGAAGAAUCGGUUACUGAAAAUGGAAAACUACAGGUUCACAAGAUUCGGAGAACCUUGUUAAAAUAUGAGUUUAGAUUAAUAUGUGACGCAUUCCGGUACAACUUAACUGAAACAUUUGCCAUGAUGCUCGAAGCGAUGAGCCCAGAAGAAGUCGCUACGGCGAGGUCACCAAAAUCCCCUGUUUUUCUUUUCAUUUUUCAAAUUUAAAAUUGACAGAUUCUUAGGAAUUAAUAUUUUUAUAAGAUACAAUUUUAUCCUCUCCAGAGAAAAUGAUCUGCCAAAUUAUGGAUUAAAUGAAUAGUUAAUUGUCGGUUUACGGGAUCGCGUUGGCUACGAAUUGCUCUUAGAACAUAUUUUCCUUCGUCGGAUUGUAGCAAGUUAGACUUUCCGGCGAUCAGUUUUUUCACCAUAACAAAAAAAAAAUUAAUCAGGGAAAUUCCAUUACAGCCGGUAUGAAGUUUCCCAAAACAUGAUGGAAAAAAAUAAUUUUUAGAUUAGAGCAAAUUUUUCACGGAUUUUUCUAGAGUAAAACUGAUUUUUUUAUUUUUCAGAGAAUAUGUAGACCGGAUAUUUGACCGACGAAAGACCCGACAAGGCGAACGACUUCGACGCGCGAUGAUGCGUCGGCAAUGUACAUUUUCCUGA
Molecule: messenger RNA, 2229 nt
Organism: Caenorhabditis auriculariae
Lineage: Eukaryota; Metazoa; Nematoda; Chromadorea; Rhabditida; Rhabditidae
Source: the annotation of a GenBank genome assembly